AUGGUCUGCGGAGCCAUAGCUCUCCCACGAGACAGAAACUUCUUCCUGGGCUUAAUCAAGCAGGCGAAUACGCUGUCACACCUCAAUCAAACGCACGCCCAAAUCAUCCAUAACAACCUCGUCAACGACACCCAAACCAUCACAAAGCUCAUCCAGAAGCUCCUGCACCUCAGAGCCAACGAUCACGCCAAGCUCCUAUUUUCCGGCAUCAACUCACCCGAUCUCUUUCUCUACAAUGUGCUCAUCAAAGGCUUUAAAAGCAACCCGUUCGAUUCUUUGUCUGUUUACAAGGAUCUACUCCGGAAAACGAUUUUCAGACCGGAUAAUUUCACAUACUCAUUUCUUUUCUCUGCCUUUUCGGGUUAUCCGACUCCCUUAUCUGAGAAAAUCGGGAUUUUGCUUCAUGGGCACUCUGUGGUUUCCGGUUUCGGGUCGGAUUUGUUUGUGGGCUCGGCUUUAGUUGACAUGUACAUGAGUUUUUCAAUGAUUGGUAAUGCGUUCAAGGUGUUUGAUGGAAUACCCGUGCCAGAUACUGUUGUUUGGAACACGAUCCUGUCUGGGCUGGCGAAAAAUUGCUGCUACCACGAGUCACUUAAGUUUUUCCGUGAUAUGGUCGGGAGGACGACACAGUUCGACUCGACUACAUUGGCUGUGGUGCUUUCAGCUGUAGCCGAGUUGCAGGAGAUUAAAAACGGGAUGAUUGUCCAGGCUUUGGCUGUGAAGGUCGGUUGUCAUUGUCGCGUCCAUGUGCUCACUUGUUUGGUCUGUCUGUAUUCAAAAUGUGGAGAUAUUUCUACUGCUUGGAUGUUGUUUGGUUUGAUUAGGAACCCGGAUUUGGUCGCGUAUAAUGCAAUGAUUUCUGGGUUUUCUGCUAAUAAUGAAUCUGGGAUGGCCCUCGAACUAUUUCAAGAAUUACUUUGGUCAGGAUGCAAAUUAAGCUCAAGCACAAUGGUCGGUUUAAUCCCUGUGUUUUAUCCGUUUGGUCAUUUGGAUUUUACUCAGUCAAUCCAUAGCUUUUGUUUGAAAUCUGGGUUUCUUCUUAAUUCCUCUGUUUCAACUGCAUUGACGACCGUUUAUAGUCGGCUUAAUGAGCUAGACCUUGCUAGAGACAUAUUUGACGAGUCAUCAGAAAAGACUUUGGCAUCAUGGAACGCCAUGAUAUCUGGUUACACUCAGAAUGGCCAGACGGCAAUGGCACUUUCUCUUUUUCACAAAAUGCAGAAGCUCGAUAUUCAGCCAAAUCCCGUCACAAUCACGAGUAUCUUGUCAGCAUGUGCCCAGUUUGGUGCCUUAGGUUUGGGAAAAUGGGUUCACGACUUAAUUAAAAAUGAGAGCUAUGAACCAAAUAUCUACGUGUCAACUGCUUUAAUCGACAUGUACAUGAAAUGUGGCAGCAUAAACGAGGCCGAAUGUGUAUUUCACAUUAUGGAGGAAAAGAACAUCGUGACUUGGAAUGCCAUGAUUUCUGGGUACGGCCUUCAUGGCUAUGGGCGUGAAGCACUAAAGCUAUAUGAUGAGAUGCUGCUUUCUGGGGUUAAUCCAACUAGAGUUACUUUUCUCUCAAUUCUAUAUGCUUGCAGCCAUGCUGGCAUGGUGGCAGAAGGUCAAAGAAUUUUCAAUACUAUGGUUUACGAUCAUGGGUUCGAGCCCAGCUCAGAGCACUACACGUGCAUGGUGGACAUUCUUGGCCGGGCCGGAAAAUUAGAAGAUGCUCUAAAAUUUAUAAACGAGAUGCCCAUAAAACCGGGCCCCGCUGAGUGGGGCGCAUUGUUGGGUGCUUGCAUGACUCACAAAAACGCCAGCUUGGCACAGCUGGCAUCUGAUCGGUUGUUCAAACUCGAUCCUGAAAACGUUGGCUAUCGUGUUCUGCUUUCAAAUAUAUAUUCAACGAACCAAAAUUAUUCUCACGCAGCUUUACUUCGACAAGUGGUGAAGAAGAAGAAUCUGGGCAAGACUCCUGGCUGCACUCUCAUCGAGAUCAAUGGGCUCCAACACGUCUUUACAUCGGGUGACAAAUCCCAUCCCGAUUCGGUAGCUAUUUACAAUAUGCUUGAGAAAUUAAUGGGGAAGAUGAAAGAUGCCGGUUAUCUUGCGGAGACUGUCACGUCGCUGCAUGAUGUGGAGGAAGAAGAGAAGGAGCUGACGGUGAGUGUUCAUAGCGAGAAAUUGGCUAUUGCUUUCGGCAUUAUGAUGUCCGAAGAAGGUGAGGAGAUAAGGAUCAUCAAGAACCUGAGAGUGUGUUUAGACUGCCACAAUUUCACCAAAUUCAUGUCUAGGAUUACCGAGAGGACUAUAAUCGUCAGGGAUGCUAAUAGGUUUCAUCAUUUUGAAAAUGGUGUGUGUUCUUGUGGAGACUAUUGGUAG
Messenger RNA from Striga hermonthica, 2364 nucleotides. Lineage: Eukaryota; Viridiplantae; Streptophyta; Magnoliopsida; Lamiales; Orobanchaceae. The record is from the annotation of a GenBank genome assembly.